Messenger RNA from Hermetia illucens (black soldier fly), 2588 nucleotides. RefSeq names its product lysosome membrane protein 2. The coding region runs from base 480 to 2213 and encodes 577 amino acids. Gene Ontology annotation, cellular component: cytoplasm; membrane. NCBI's taxonomy places the organism in Eukaryota, Metazoa, Arthropoda, Insecta, Diptera, Stratiomyidae. The transcript has 11 exons. Gene Ontology annotation, molecular function: scavenger receptor activity. The record is from RefSeq and is a predicted model, not a curated record.
CCACUGUAUUUUGCGAUUAGUAUUGGCCAGCUUAACAAGUAAGAUCUCUUCUAAUAGAAAUAGUGUUAUUUGAUAUUUGUGCUGCAAGGACAUUUUAUAAGAAAUCUACAACAUUUGAGAUUUGUGUUAUGAUUGUAACUAUCAAAUGGAUAUAAAUUGAAUAGUGCAUUUAUUGUUAAUUAGAAUUAGUGCAAUAUUGUGAUACAUUCGAGGUAGUUUUCCAAGUGGUGAAAAUUAUUCAUUCAGCAGUUUUAAUUAUAAGGCUCUCUGAUAAAAGAUACAAAAACGAGCGAGUCGUAAGUGAAUCGCAAGCAUUUAAGUUGAAAUGAUAUCGAAAGCCUCGUCAAAACCAAGCUCAUAAGGCCAAUUUUCUCCGGGCGCAGCUAUAAAUGCAUGCAAUUAUACUUUUGACCUGUAACGAGAACUUGAGAAAAUUGAAAAUUAGUGCAUAAAUUUUAUAUCGGAAAAUUCACGUGAGGAUGGAAUUGCUUCAUGGAAAACAGAAUAGAAAACGCGCCUACAAAUUCGCAUUGCUCGGGAUAUCCUCCAUCACGAUAGGGAUCUUAAUAUUCAUGCUGAAUCCAUUACAGAUGAUUGUCGACGACAAAUUAUCAGUGCACGAGGGGUCAUUCCUUUUUGGACUAUUCCAAAAACCUCCUCUAGACGUUUACAUCAGUGUAUACGUAUUUAACAUAACCAAUUUGGAUCGAUUUCUUAGUGGAAAAGACAAGAAAUUAAGAUUGGACGAAGUUGGCCCAUAUGUAUAUCAAGAGUUCCUAGAAAAUCGAAAUGCAACAUUUCAUCCUAAUAUGACAGUAAGUUACCGACCAAAACGAAGAGUGAAAUUUAUUCGUGAAAAAUCAUGUGGCGAUCCCAAAGAAGAUAUCGUGACAGUCCCUAACAUACCUUAUAUGGGGGUGACUUCCGCAGCUUCAAAAAUGGGUAUACUCACGGCAUUAGCUGUUCGAGCACUGAGUCGAACAGCAGGAUCGCGAGUUAUCCUGAACACUACAGUGGAAGAUUAUUUUUGGGGACACGAAGAACCUCUUGUUACUUUGGCAUCAACUUUUUUGCCAUCGGUUAUCGAUUUCCAGAAAUUUGGAUUACUGGACCGGAUGUUCGCCGAAGGUGACAACUUAGUUUCAAUGAAUUUGCCAGGUAGGAAGGAGCUCCUUGAGCGCGAACGACAAGAAGAGGAAGCAAGGCUCGCAGAAAUAAAACGGAAGAAGGCAGAAGAAUCAGUAUCUGGCCGAGAUGAGUAUAUUAAUGAGGUCUAUCAAGCUUUCUCUUACACGGAAGAAUAUGAAGAGGAGAAGGAAGUAUAUCGGCCUGUUGUUCGAGAUUACUCAAUUGAAACUUGGAACCAUCGCAAGGGAAUGAAGUUCUGGGGAUAUAGCGAAGACCACCCGGAAAAGAACACGGAAUGUAACACUCUACGAGGAACAUACGACGGAACACUAUUCCCAAGAAACAUUUCCAAGGGUGAAGUUUUCCGAGUUUAUCGGAAAGCAUUCUGUCGAACUUUACCAAUUGUAUUCUCACACUCAGGAAGUUUGAAUGGAAUCGAGGCGUAUUUCUUCAAAUUGUCAGAAGAUGCUUUUGAUAAUAGUUUAGAUAAUCCAAAGUCGUCUUGCUACUGCACUGAUAAGGUUUGCCUGAAGAAAGGAUUAGGGAAUAUGACUCCUUGUUAUUACAAUAUUCCAGCUGCAACAUCUUUUCCACAUUUCUUUAACGCGGACCCGAGUUUGGUGGAUGCUAUAGAUGGCUUAAGUCCAAGCGAGGGGAAGCAUGGAUCCAGUAUUGUUCUACAGCCGCAACUGGGAGUGCCAAUGAGAGUGCAAAUGCGAGUCCAAGUAAAUUUAUUAAUGGGGGAAGUUUUUGCCAACACCGAAAUAAGGCCUUUCAAAAAUCUUGUUUUACCCAUAAUUUGGGUGCAAUUGGGUGUCGACAACUUAACGCCAGGACUUCAAAUCCUCCUGCAUCUUCUCUUCAACAUUUGUCCGUACGUGCAGAGCGGAGCCAUCGUGGUGUUCAUUGUGGCCGGAAUAUCUAUCCUGGCCACUUCGGCACUAAUCUGCUUCUGUGUGCCGAAACCGAUGAAAGAGGUCAAUCCUAAACUGCACAAGAGAUAUUCAGCAGUGUACAUGUUUCCAUAUAUUGGACGGGAGCUAUCGAAAGCGGGGGAUGAGGAGUCUUCCCCAUUUCGUGCCUAGUUUUUGUUGUUUACUGCUUUUGCUUGCAUCCAUUGUUCUCACGGGUCGAGCAGAGUUAGAUGCUUUUUCCAAUUCACAAGACUGUCUAGGAAGUAACUAGUGAAAUUAUGUCUAUUUGAGAUUUUAGCGUAGUAAGGGGCGUUCCAGGGUAUUUUUCUAUACUUAAAAUAGAUUUAAUCAAUGGAUAUUUGGUAUAUACAAACUGUGAUAUGUAGGAAAGUAGAUAAUCAUUAGUAAAGUCAUGUUUUUACACUUAAGGCAUUGGUUGUGAGUAAUUAGUUUAGUAGGGAAACUUUUUGGAUGGUUUAUUUCUACUUUAUUUAUUUUUGUAUACGUAAAAAAUAUGAGCUUAAUAAAAAAACAAAUACCCAACUA